CAUAAAGGAGUAAUUCAAAAUCACGCGUGAGUAGCCCUUGAAGGCUUGAACCAGUAAAAAUGGCGAUUCUUUUCGUUUCAGCGCUACUAUGCAGUUUUAUCCAUUAUUCCACAGGAGCUUUGUGCUCUUAUAAUUUCACUCUGGACGAUCUACCAAAUUCGAUUGUCGGGGAGGUGGCGAGUCUGCUUGCUGGGAACCUGUUGAAUGAAUUUAAUGAGUGCUCGGAGAUAUCUUAUGAUGGGUCAAAGGUAGAUAUGUGGUUGUAUACUAGAGAUGGUCCACCGACCGGUCGAAAUGUACGAGACAUUGAUACGUCAAUAUUGAAAGGCAGAAAAACAAUUCUAACAUCGCACGGGUUCCUUUGCAGUCACAACAACAAUCUCAUGCCGGAACUGAAGGACGCGUACCUGAAGCGGUACGACGCAAACGUAAUCGCGAUCGAUUGGUCGGCAUACUCAAAGGAUUACUACGCUAACGUGUACUGUAACUUACCACGAAUUGCUCAAACUGUUGCGCAAUUUUUAUGCAAAGCUGAUUAUGAGCACAACAUCGAAAUUCGAGACCUGCACAUGGUGGGACAUUCGAUGGGUGGUCAACUGGCAGGUUUAAUUGGACAAGAAACUAAAGCCCAGUGCUCAAAGAUACUGGGAAGAAUUAGCGCAUUGGAUCCAGCUGGUCCACUGUACACUUUAAGGGGCGCUGAUUCCCGAUUGGAUGCGUCUGAUGCUAAACUCGUCAUGGUGAUCCACACAAAUAUGGGAAUACUGGGCUAUGUUGGAAAUUGUGGUACUGUCGACUUUUAUCCCGAUUUUGGAGCUAUUCAGUCGGGAUGUUCUAUUUUUGAUUCACCUAGUAGCAAUCCGCUAAAUGCACUACUUUAUCCUGCUGCGUGUAGUCAUUUGCGAGCUGUAGACUAUAUGAUCGAAAGUUUAAGUUCCAAUAGGUUUAAUGCCAAAAGCUGUCUGAUGUGCACCGGUUGCAUUGCCAAUCCUAUGGGUGGAAGUAAGGCGGUCAUGGGUGAGGACGUAACGUUCGAGAAAGAUUCUUGCGCUUAUUAUAUGUACAUCAACAAAGAAGCGCCAUAUGCACAGGGUCCGAUAUAAAUCUGAAAACUCUCUAAGUGCCUUGUACAAUAAACUACCUGCUUUGCUAUAAUUUCUGUUUUUUUUUAGUUGACUUACUUCGAAUAAACUACGGAAAUUCA
This is a messenger RNA of Photinus pyralis (common eastern firefly), 1204 nucleotides long. RefSeq names its product phospholipase A1-like. Gene Ontology annotation, molecular function: lipase activity. The record is from RefSeq and is a predicted model, not a curated record. The transcript has 3 exons. Lineage: Eukaryota; Metazoa; Arthropoda; Insecta; Coleoptera; Lampyridae. Bases 60 to 1103 code for a protein of 347 amino acids.